CAGUCUCACCCAGGCGGGCAGGAGAUCGAAAUGGCGGCUCCAGCAGAGAGGAUGGAGGGGGAGAACUCAGCCAAGCCUGCAGCCGAGGAUAUGACAUCAAAGGACUACUACUUUGACUCGUACGCGCACUUUGGCAUCCACGAGGAGAUGCUGAAGGAUGAGGUUCGCACGCUGACAUAUCGCAAUUCCAUGUUCCACAACAAGCAUCUGUUUAAGGACAAGGUGGUGCUGGAUGUGGGCAGUGGGACGGGCAUCCUGUGCAUGUUUGCUGCCAAAGCCGGAGCCAAAAUGGUUAUAGGGAUCGAGUGCAGCAGCAUCUCAGACUACGCUGUGAAAAUUGUCAAGGCCAACAAGAUGGAUGAUGUUGUGACCAUCAUCAAGGGGAAGGUGGAGGAGGUGGAUCUGCCCGUGGAAUCAGUGGACAUCAUCAUAUCCGAGUGGAUGGGCUACUGCCUCUUCUACGAGUCUAUGCUUAAUACAGUCAUUUAUGCCAGGGACAAAUGGCUGAAGCCAGAUGGACUCAUCUUCCCUGACAGGGCGACUCUUUAUGUCACCGCCAUUGAAGACAGGCAGUACAAAGACUACAAAAUCCACUGGUGGGAGAACGUGUACGGUUUCGAUAUGUCGUGCAUCAAGGAGGUGGCCAUCAAGGAGCCUCUGGUGGACGUGGUGGACCCGAAGCAGCUGGUCAGCAGCGCCUGUCUAAUCAAGGAGGUGGACAUCUACACAGUGAAGGCAGAUGACCUCACCUUCACCUCGCCGUUCUGCCUGCAAGUGAAGAGGAACGACUACGUCCAGGCUUUGGUCACCUACUUCAACAUCGAGUUCACCCGCUGUCACAAGAGGACCGGCUUCUCCACCAGCCCAGAGUCUCCCUACACCCACUGGAAGCAGACCGUCUUCUACCUGGAUGAAUACCUGACAGUGAAGACUGGGGAGGAGAUCUUUGGCACAAUCACCAUGAAGCCGAACCUCAAGAACAAUAGGGACCUGGACUUCAACGUAGACAUCGACUUCAAGGGUCAGCUGUGUGAGGUGUCGAAGACAUCGGAGUACAGGAUGCGCUAGAGGCCUCCGCCCCGUUAGUUUGUCUUUAGUAGAGGACAGAUUAUACUGUUUGACUCUGAGUCUCCACAAUAGUUUGACGCUCCCCAUGCAGCAACAUUUUAUUAUCUGUCUUUUCUUGUCAUUUUCUUGUUCAGACAUGAACGGUAUUUAAAAAGAUCUUCACAGACUUGGGGCGGUGGGGUCAAAGGUCAUUGUUAUGGCGGUUUCGUCACUGACGGUGUUCGUUUCCAACAUCUUGGGUUCUGCUCGGGGUUUUUUGUCCUGUGCAUGCCUGUAUGUAAUGUCAUCCAGACAGACGCCACAGCCCUGCCGACAUGUCUCCUCUCCUCACCAUACUGCUGAGUCACUGUGGCCCUCCAUUUGUCAUGACUCAGCUUUUGACCCCCCCCCCCCCUUGCUUUUCAGACUGGAAGUUAUGUGUUGCUUUUCAGAUUUCUGUAUUUGCAAGAUUUACCUGUGAACCAGUUAAUAACAAACCUCUGUAACUGACGAGCCAACUGUCCACCAAACACCUCAGACCACAUGGAUCUAAAGAGAAUAUGAAUAAAUAGAAGGAUGAGGUUCUGGUGUGAAAGGGAACCUGGUUAGGAGUCACGGCGGCGCCUGUGAAGAGUCAUGCGUAUUCUACACGGUGCAGAUUACAUAUUCAUCAUCCUAGUGUAAUGUUUUAGCAUGUCGAUGCUUUGUCAUUUUAACAGGAAAUGGUUAUGUUGGCUGUAAAUGAAACUGCUUUUUUUUUGGUAAAGCUUCUUCCAAUUAAACGUUAAAAGUGA
This is a messenger RNA of Pseudoliparis swirei, 1841 nucleotides long. It is a transcript of the gene prmt1, whose product is annotated as protein arginine methyltransferase 1. Gene Ontology annotation, molecular function: protein-arginine N-methyltransferase activity. The record is from RefSeq and is a predicted model, not a curated record. Gene Ontology annotation, cellular component: nucleus. NCBI's taxonomy places the organism in Eukaryota, Metazoa, Chordata, Actinopteri, Perciformes, Liparidae. The transcript is spliced from 10 exons. Bases 31 to 1068 code for a protein of 345 amino acids.